AUGAAAGGUUGCAUAUUCUGCACGCUUUAUGAAAACAAAGCAAACAUAAUAUAUGAAACAGAAGGUGCAUUUGCACUCAUGGACAGGUUUCCGCUCUCCACAGGACACUUCAUGGUUAUUCCAAAGACACAUCAUCCGUAUUUCCAUCAUUAUGAGUCGAAGGAUCUAGAAGACGUGCUCCCAACUAUAAAGUAUCUUGUCAAACGAUUUGGAAUUGAGAAGUACAACAUCUUACAGAACAAUGGGAAUCAUCAAGGCGUGUUCCAUACACACUUCCACGUGAUUCCGUGUGUUUCUGACAAUGAGCGCCUAAGGAUUGACUGGGAGACUAUAAAAAUCAGUGAUGAAGAUUACUCAGCACUGGUUGAACAGGCACGUACAAAGAUUUCUGGUUAA
Molecule: messenger RNA, 396 nt
Organism: Ordospora colligata OC4
Lineage: Eukaryota; Fungi; Microsporidia; Ordosporidae
Product: histidine triad nucleotide-binding protein
Exons: 1
Coding region: 1-396 (131 amino acids)
Biological process (GO): nucleotide metabolic process
Molecular function (GO): catalytic activity
Source: RefSeq, a predicted model, not a curated record